Molecule: messenger RNA, 804 nt
Organism: Morchella importuna
Lineage: Eukaryota; Fungi; Ascomycota; Pezizomycetes; Pezizales; Morchellaceae
Exons: 5
Coding region: 1-804 (267 amino acids)
Cellular component (GO): plasma membrane
Source: RefSeq, a predicted model, not a curated record
AUGUCAGACGGUCAACUGCAGAACAAUGUGGAUGAGGACAGUCUCCAAGCUAUCACUCGCAAAGAGAGUCGACUGGAAUCAGUCAAAAAACAUUUCCCAUAUUGGAUAUUCCCUCUGAUAUCUGCCGCAACUUGGUUUGGGAUAUUAUGGGUUUUGAUUAUAGUCUGGUUGGCUAAGGGUCAACCAGUGUACAUUUCAAUGACUGGUAACCAAACAAUUGCUUACAUCUCAGAUAUAGGGGCCUCGUAUCUUAAGCCUCUAUUUGUUGUGGGAUGCUGCAUUACAAGUUUAUUCUUUUUCCUCUCGUUGUGUGCCAUGCGUCGUAACCAAGCAUUGGUGCGACGUCUUGAAAAGGGUCUUGAUUGGGCCUCAAUAUUGGCAGGCGCGAUGGGAGCUGUAUCACUUAUCUUAUUGUCUGUAUUCGACACGGCUCGCCACCCUUCGCUUCACAGACUCUUCUUGUUAUUAUUCAUGCUAGGAGUUGUGUUAUCGGCACUUUUCACAACCCUCGAAUAUCGACGCUUGGGCAAUGUUUUCAUUGAACGCUCGUUUCUCAAGAUUAGCUACAGGAUAAAACAGGCUAUCGUGGUUCUUGAAAUUUGUCUAUCUAUUGUGUUUGGUGCUACCAUGUAUAAGAAGAAGCACAAUGUUGCAGCCAUAUUCGAGUGGUUGGUUGCGUUUAUCUUCACAUUUUACGUCCUCUCAUUCUUUUUCGACCUUAGACCCAAGGCCAGAACUAGGGACGAACUGGAGGCACGCCGUGAAAUGAUUCAGCAACAAAGAGCUACUGGCCAAUUGGCUUAA